AUGGCACCCAUGAAAGUGAUCGCCCUCAUCCUCCUCGCCCUCACCAGCACACAGGCUGCCAGGAUCGGUAACCUCCCCCCUGUUACCCCAAACAACAACAACCCCCGCAACGACGUCGUCGAUGCCGCCAGCGGAAGAGACACCUUUCACGGUCGCGAAACCAGCAACAUUAACAGCAAUUCCGGAAAUAACAACAUCAACGUUGAUGCCAGAGACCUCAAUACCAACGACAAUGCUCAGAACAAUCGCGUCAAUGGGAACAACAGGGACGGCACUGUCGACGUAAACGCCAGAAACAACCGUGUUAUCGGCAGAGGCAACACCGGGAACAACAACGUCAACGGGAAUGCUCGCAACAACGACGUCGAGGUCAACGCCAGAGAUCGCAACACCGACGGCAAUGGUCAAAACAUCCGGGUCGACGGAAAUAAUAAGGACAACACUGUCGACGGCAAUGGCCAGAGCGACCGUGUUAUCGCUAGGGGGAACAUCGGAAACAACAACGCCAAUAACAACGCCAAUGGGAACACGAGGAUCAACAACAACGAUUAG
Molecule: messenger RNA, 552 nt
Organism: Cyclocybe aegerita
Lineage: Eukaryota; Fungi; Basidiomycota; Agaricomycetes; Agaricales; Hemipholiotaceae
Source: the annotation of a GenBank genome assembly